Messenger RNA from Rotaria sp. Silwood1, 285 nucleotides. NCBI's taxonomy places the organism in Eukaryota, Metazoa, Rotifera, Eurotatoria, Philodinida, Philodinidae. The record is from the annotation of a GenBank genome assembly.
AUGAAAAAAUAUUUAUCAAGUAAUUUAUAUGCUAAAUUUUUAAAAGAAGAAGUCAAAUCUGCAAUAAAAUUAGCAUUUAAAAAUACUGCUUUGAUACCGAUUUUUCAAGAUGACCAAGAUAACAAACAUCGAACAAAAGUUGUGAUGAAUACUAUUGAAUCUUUAUUUGACGAAUGUAUUGAUCCUGAAAUUGUUGAUGCAAAAUUUACUGAUAUUUGGACAAUUGAGACAGUUUGGGGUGCAAUUAAAGAAAAACUGAGAGGAGAAAGGACUGAAAACGAAUGA